Messenger RNA from Laetiporus sulphureus 93-53, 1194 nucleotides. Its product is annotated as P-loop containing nucleoside triphosphate hydrolase protein. The record is from RefSeq and is a predicted model, not a curated record. Gene Ontology annotation, cellular component: cytoplasm. The transcript is spliced from 7 exons. Gene Ontology annotation, biological process: cellular response to heat. NCBI's taxonomy places the organism in Eukaryota, Fungi, Basidiomycota, Agaricomycetes, Polyporales, Laetiporaceae. Gene Ontology annotation, molecular function: ATP binding; ATP hydrolysis activity. Bases 1 to 1194 code for a protein of 397 amino acids.
AUGCUCAGCCCCCCUUCCCCGCCUCAUGCAAUUGCCACACCACGUCCGACGUUGAUGUUUGCUCUCGCGAGCGACAACGUCGAAGAGGUGCGACGGGUGCUCGAAAGCGGAGAGGCAACACCGAAUGACAUUGUUGGACCCCAGUCGGCACUCGCGUUUACGUUGACAUCUAAUCAGUUGAAGCACAGGAUGGAAAUGGUCAAGCUUCUACUUGCAUACGGAGCUGAUCCGUCCUCUCUCAGAAAUAUCUUGCCGUCUGGUCCAGAAGCCACUUCGCCAUCGAAGCUUGUAGAGGGGUUGGACCCGGCCACCAGAUAUUAUGUCAAGCGUGCAGAAGCACCUCAGACCAGGCGUGCCUCGGCGUUGAUUCAUCGGUCGUUCUUCCGUCCUCUGGCAAGAGUUCGGUAUGACCUCAUCGGGCAGGACCGUGCCUUGGAACAACUGUUCCGUGUGCUAAGCAUGCCGUCAAUGGCCCCGAUCGUCGUCCUCCUGUGCGGACCCAGCGGGCACGGGAAGAGCUUGCUGGCGCGUAAAUUCGGUUCUCUCCUCGACGUUCCUACGCAUACUGUAAAUAUGACUACCCUACGUUCUACGCAUGAUAUCUGGCGUAGCUACUCGAUGAGCCCCUAUGAGGAACUUUCGACAUGUACACUUGCUGACUUCUUGGUUGCCAAUGAGGGCAAACGUUGUGUUGUUGUCCUCGACGAAAUUGAAAAGGCGGAAGAUGAGAAGUAUUUAUCAUCGUUGCUUAUGCCUUGGGAGCUUGGUCGGUGUUCGUUCGAGGCUGGUCACCGCCACGUCGACGUCUCUAAGGUUAUUUGGUUGGGUACUUCCAACAUUGGCCACGAUUUCGUGUUCGAGCACCAGAGCAAACGCGCUGAUCCAGAGUCUGCUGUGACGCGAGAGGAAUACGUCGAUCUCAUGACGGCCUUGCGUCCUCACGUAUCCGAAAAGCUAGGAGCAUCGUUGCUCUCUCGUGUGACUACGGUUCUUCCCUUCGUCCCGUUCACUGCAGACGAGAAGAUGGCCAUAGCUUCGGAGGCUCUUCAGUCCUUGACUGUGGAGAACGAGCAGGUGCUGCCUCCCGCCACGGUAGAGAUGAUUGUGCGCAAAUCUCUGGAGACACAUCUUCCGGCCGAGGGCGCUAGAUCUCUUUAUCGUGCUGUAUCAACCCUACUAUUGGAUACUAUCUAA